GAGCGAGCGCAAUUUGAGGCGCGCUGCUUGUCGAACGGAUGUCUGUCGCGUUUAUUGAUAUAAGUAAUCUGCAGUCUAAGUCUGGACACAUAGGCCCGUUCGCGACAUCUUAUGCAAUCUGUGCCGCCUGACUCAUUCUUCUGCCACAUAUCACUGAUCCGUCACGUCAAAUUAGAUGCUGGACAUAAAUCGCGAUGGAAAAUUGCAAGUCUUAUCAAGAAGGGAAGAAGGCUGACGGGCUUUUUUUUCGUGCACGCUUAUCAAGAUGCGUUUCAAGACAAAAGGAAAAAUGAUGUGUCACUGCAUGCGCGCAUCCUGCAUGCUUUUCUGUCCAAGUUUGAAUUUUCAAAGAAUAAAUCUCAAAUUGAUGCGGAAGGAAGUAGAAGUAUUUUUGCGGAAUGCGUCGAUCAGUGCCUUAAUUCCUAUGGCAAGGAUAAUUUCAGUCUCUUUUUCAAGCAAUUAAUAAAUUUUAUGCAUUAAUGAAAUGUAUAAGUGAACGAUUACGUUAAUCGGAAUUUGGCCAUUUAUCUAUUUAAAUGUACAUCGAUUUAAUAUCAA
Messenger RNA from Pogonomyrmex barbatus (red harvester ant), 558 nucleotides. RefSeq lists its product as uncharacterized. Lineage: Eukaryota; Metazoa; Arthropoda; Insecta; Hymenoptera; Formicidae. The record is from RefSeq and is a predicted model, not a curated record.